Molecule: messenger RNA, 714 nt
Organism: Symbiodinium sp. CCMP2456
Lineage: Eukaryota; Dinophyceae; Suessiales; Symbiodiniaceae
Source: the annotation of a GenBank genome assembly
AUGACAAACGAUGGCUUCCGGGACUUCAUGUAUUAUUCGCCCUUGACGCACGUGAUCGCCCAGCUGGCAAAGACCAGGGAGGUGCGCCCCACCACGGACGUGCUGAUCGUAAACCCCAACGAUGGCAUCGGCUGGCACCAGGACAAUCAGAAUGGUCCCAUCGAGUCGGAUUACGCUAUUCGCUGGUGGGUCGCCAUGGACAAAUGCGGGGAGAACAAAGUCGGUGUGCCAGAAUACCUGAUCGGCUCACAUCGCAACACCUCCGUAUCUGAUGCCGUCGCUGUAGACGUCACCUCAGGCGACCUUGCACAGUUUAGCAAAUGCACGGACUACGUGGUGGAGCCCGGCGACCUCAUCGUCUGGAACACACGGUCCAUCCACAGAAUCCGUCCCCAUCCUUCUGGGAAGUGGCCCGAGGGAACGCAGAGACGUGCGCACAGUGGGACGAUGGCAGUCAAAGGCGCCAGCUACGCUCCCCGGGGAGCUGCGAGCUCCAUCAGCGACGUUGCAGGGCACUCGCUGGAGUUGGGCCAACCACUGGCAGGCCCCUACUUUCCGCAGCUCUACCCGGCACGAAUCGCCGAAGAGGAGGAAGCCCGCACACGUGGCGAAUUGGUGAGUCGAUCCCCAGUAGGCCUGGCUCGGAACCUUCAGCCCCUCCUCGAUCGACUCACGGGCUCCGAUGGCUUCGUUGCGAAGACGUACCAGCGAUGA